This is a messenger RNA of Cylas formicarius (sweet potato weevil), 2677 nucleotides long. It is a transcript of the gene CDC50, whose product is annotated as cell cycle control protein 50A. The transcript has 6 exons. Gene Ontology annotation, cellular component: plasma membrane; endoplasmic reticulum; Golgi apparatus. NCBI's taxonomy places the organism in Eukaryota, Metazoa, Arthropoda, Insecta, Coleoptera, Brentidae. The coding region runs from base 162 to 1274 and encodes 370 amino acids. The record is from RefSeq and is a predicted model, not a curated record.
UGUAAUUUUAUUCUCUCACUGACUUCACAGCUGACAGCUUUGGUAAAAUCUUUGAUUCAUUUUAUUUAGGAAAUUUGUAUUCCCUUUAGCUCUUAACAUAAUAUCAAAAGCAAAUUAAAGCUUUUAUCAAGUUUUGAAUUUUUCAUAAUUGGAACCAAAAAAUGGCUUCGGAGAGUGCCGAUAGCACGAAAAAUAAGAAACCCUCCGAUAGCGCCUUCAAGCAGCAAAAGCUACCGGCAUGGCAACCAAUUUUGACUGCAGGAACUGUUCUACCUACGUUUUUUGUAAUAGGAAUUGCGUUUAUACCUGUUGGGAUAGGAUUAUUAUAUUUCUCAGACGAAGUCAGAGAACACAUUAUCAACUACACAAACUGCAUGGAAACUAUAUUUAAUGGUACAGAUGCUGAAUAUUCUUGGUAUACAACCAACAGAACUUGCAUUUCGGUUAUUCAGAAUAAGUCGGAGACUUGUUACUGUAGGAUACCGUUUACUCUUAAUGAACAUUUUGAGGGUAAGGUUUACAUGUAUUAUGGUUUAAACAAUUUUUAUCAGAAUCACAGGAGAUAUGUUAAAUCAAGGGAUGAUAACCAGCUCUUGGGCAGGCUUGGAAUGGAGCCCUCACGUGACUGCAUGCCCUUUGAUUAUGUUAUAGAAAAUGAUGUGAGACAUCCAAUUGCUCCGUGUGGAGCUAUUGCAAAUUCAAUGUUUAAUGAUGUAUUACAAAUGGCAAUGUGGGUGGAUAAAUCACUGGUAAAUGUUUCAUUAUUGAAUACGGGCAUUGCUUGGGAAUCAGAUAAAAAUAUAAAAUUUAGAAAUCCUCCUGGGGAUUUGGAAAAAGCUUUUGAGAACUAUCGUGCGCCGAAGGAUUGGAAAAAGCCAAUUCAUAAAUUAGAUCCAAAGAAUCCUGACAAUAAUGGCUUUCAAAAUGAAGAUUUUAUCGUUUGGAUGAGAACUGCUGCUUUGCCAAAUUUCAGGAAACUGUAUAGAAGAGUCAAUCACACCCAGCAAUAUUUUAAAAAUGGUUUGCAAAAAGGAGAUUAUCUGCUGACAAUUGAAUACAAUUAUGAUGUGAGUUCUUUUGAUGGUGCGAAACUAAUGAUUUUAAGCACAACUUCAUUGUUGGGAGGCAAAAAUCCAUUUUUAGGGAUCGCAUAUAUUGUGAUUGGGUGCAUAUGUUUGUUACUUGGCAUAGCAUUGUUGUUUAUUCACAUUAAAUGUGGAAAAAGCACCAGUGAAAUGAUCAAUGUUAAUCCAAGAACACCAUACCAAAACUAGGAGAAUGCUUCAUGUGAUGUACAAGUGACUUCAGUAAGAGACUAAGUUUAAAGCUGUAGAUUUUUAUGGUUUUUGUUGUCCUAAUAGGUAAAAUAGUUUUAUUGACAUAAAAUAUAAAAUUUGCACUAAUUUGUGAACUAAGUGUCCUUGGUAAUUUAAGAUCACCAUUAGAAUUCAGUUUGAUGUUAGGUACCUAUUAAGCAAAAAUAAAUGUUGGCACAUAAAAGUUCUCAGUUAUAACAAAAUUAAAAAGGUCACUGGUGUUACAUCCAUCGAUAAAGAUUAAAUAUGGCUGGGAUAACAAGUUACGAGCUUUUGUCCAGAUUUUAAAUAGUUUAAAUCUAUGUAGUCUACCUACUGUUUAUCACGGUGAGUUAUGAAUUAUUUUAAAAAUUACUGCCCACUAUUUUGUAUUGGAUUAACAAAUGCAAAAAAUAAUUAAUUUAAUAUUUUUUGUAUGAUCCACUGAUAUAAUGGUCUGAUAGGAGGGAACAUUGCAAUACUUACCUAAAUGUUCAGUGCCUUAUUUGUCCCAUAACACAAACAAGAAAGAUGGUCAAAAUUUUUCCUAAGUAUUUGCCAUUAUCAAUAAGUUUAAUUAAUUUGCCGCUGAACAUUUGGAAUUAUAUUAUUGCACCGCAAUUAAUGCCAAAGAGUUAAAUUUAAGUUUUGUUAAAAUAAAAACUGUCAAACUGUCAACACAUUCUACAAAAAGGAUAUAUGUUUCUGCUAAUGUUUUAUUCAUAACAAAAUUUUGGAACCUUAUUAAUAAGUACUAGCUUUUAGGUGGGUGGCAGCAGUAUAAUAAUAAAAAUUCAUAAAAUUUAUCAUAUUGCUUUAUUGUAAAUUUAUUAAAUAUGAAAGGACAACUUAUAAGUAGAUAAGUAGAAAUGACGCCCCUUGUUUUUAAUUGUGUGAGUAGGUUAAGAAUUUUGUGAUAUACUUUAUAUUUCUUACAUAGGUUAUUUUACCAAACAAAUAAUCAAAUCCAUUUAUUAUUUAUUAUUAUUUCACAUUCCCUUAAUGCAAAACAUGCAAAAUUAUCCAUUUUAAUUUUUCAAAGAAACUUCCACAGGCUACUGUAAUAGUUUUUACAAAACUUCUGGAUUUCUCCUGCGUCGGUUUUUGCUGAGUCAAAAUUGUUGACGUUUCGCCAACCAUCCUGUUGGCUUCUUCAUAACUACUACUAUACUCUAUAAGCAGCUAUAGACUAAAAUACAAGCCAGUUUCAGGCAAGCUCUGAAGAAGCCAACAGGAUGAUUGGCGAAAAGUCACAAAGUUCAACUCACCAAACCCCGACGCUGGGGGAAUCCAGAAGUUUUAUGUUUAUCUUUUUUAUUUACAUAAUUAACUUGUAGUAUUGGAAUUGUAGUUUAUGUAAAAAUAAAUGUAUUUAGUUAUAA